GGAACCCAAACGAAUCCUCGGAAACCGGCUCGAAUAGAAGAAAUGAAUCUUUCAUCCCUUUGAAUCCUUUAACGUCAGAAGAAAUCAGAGACUUUCAGCGUAAUUCAAAAAAAAGGCGUAGGAGUGUCGAUUUUGAUCGAUGGAGAAAACCGUCAAAAUCAGAGACACCUUGGAUUGUUGAAGAAAGUAAGAUUGAAUACACGAGUGUUACCCAGAGGCAAUUGGUAGAAUAUCUUAGUCCGACCGAUGUCGAACGUUCAUUACGUUCAUUCGUGAUAAAGCGAGUAGAAUUGGCCAUCAAAAAAGAGUUUCCAGACGCUGAAAUUGUACCAUUUGGAAGUGUUAACACAGGCCUCUAUCUUCCUACAAGCGACAUUGACUUGGUUUGCUUUAUCCACCUUCAAACUCCCUCAUCACUGAGGCUAGUAUCGGAAAUUUUGGUGGAUCAAGAAAUCUGUGCUAAUAAACCAAAUACCAUAUUCAAUGCUGUCGUUCCAAUAAUCAAAUUUCGCGAACGUUAUACUAAUUUCAACGUUGACAUAUCUUUCAACCAAGCGUCAGGAUUUGUUUCUGCUCGUGCAAUAAAAAAACUCAAGAAAGAAUGGCCCUCCUUGGAAAAGUUGGUAAUAGUCGUUAAGCAUUUUUUACGACAUCAUGCACUAGACGACCCUUCGAUGGGUGGGAUGGGUGGAUUCACUGUUUUUUGCAUGAUGCUUAGCUUCUUUCAGUUGCAUCACCAGAUUCAAGAGGGCACGGUGGUACCAGAGGAUGAGAAUUUGGGUGUCAUACUAAUAGAAUUUUUUGAACUCUAUGGCUUCAAUUUUGAAUACGAGAAACUUGCAAUACGAAUUAAAUCUCCCGAUGGCUAUGGCUAUUACCCAAAGGAAAAUGAACCGUGGGCAAACAAAAAUCCGAAAACAAACUUAUGUAUCCAGGACCCGACAGAUGAAGGCAACGAUAUCUCGCGAUCGACACGCAAUAUGGAUUAUAUACGCCUUCAAUUUCAGCGUGCGUUCAAACGACUUGUUGUUCGAGUCGGGCAUCUCUCGCGAAUAUUACCGCGUGAUGAUGGAAAAUUUCCGGAAUUGCAAAAAGAAUCAAUCUUGUCGUCUAUUCUCUUUGUGGAACAAAAUAUUCAGGAUGUUAGGCGUAAACAUGCUAACGAUUAUCAUGAGUUUUUGGAGAAAUUGAUUGCUCCACUCGGUGAUAGCUUAUAUAAAAUAACGAGUUCAAAUGAUUUUGAAUAUAUUUCGAGAGAAUUCAAAACCGAAAUUCUCUGUGCAGAUAGAUUAAGAAUUGAAAAAGCUGACAGGACAAAGCGUAAAUUUAAUCAAUCGCGCUCGCAUGAUAGUCACAUAUAUGCGAGAUCUCAAAUUUCCAAUUAUCAAUCACUGGUGUCGCGUAUAGAAGAGUAUGAUUAUGAUAGGGAUCGUCGUAACAAAAGGUAUAGUUCCUCUGGCAGACGUGAUAACAGUUCAUUAUAUAUUGAGGAUGUUUCUGAUAUGGAAAUGGAUUCAGAUUACGAAUCUUAUCAUAAUCAUAAGUAUAGUAGUAAAAGACGUAGGACAAAGAAUCGCCGGCGUAGCUGA
This is a messenger RNA of Acaulospora morrowiae, 1589 nucleotides long. NCBI's taxonomy places the organism in Eukaryota, Fungi, Glomeromycota, Glomeromycetes, Diversisporales, Acaulosporaceae. The record is from the annotation of a GenBank genome assembly.